UGUGCGAGGCCGGGCGGGUGGCCGUGUAAACUACAAGUUUUGUUGCAAUUUUGGUAAACAUUCUGCCCAUUUAAGCUGUGAUUCCAUCAACCAUGUACUCUUGGUGGGCGUCCAUGCAACCAGACAUUGAGGGGGACUCAAAUAACCGCAGUGUCUUGCAGAGUUUCCCCGAAAAUGUUGGCCGGGAAGUGGUGCUGUCCGUCGUUCGGCAGUUGGCGAAUCACCUGAGUUUGACGGCAACGAGUAGCCGAAGUGGAAGCAAAUAUCAACGCAGCCCCUUGGACACAGAGAAGGAAGUGUUAUGGACUAUGGAGGUGAUCUGCUAUGGUCUGACCUUGCCACUGACGGAGCAGGAGGCAGUGAAGAACUGUGUCAAUGUUUACUGUGAAUGGCUGAGUGCCCUUACCAUUCCCAAGCACACAACUCCAACACCCCUACUGAAGGAUCCAAACUUCUUUGUCCAGAAGAUCCUGCAACAUCUCAUCAACUUAUUCCUUCCAAGAGUGCAACCCAGAUUGCAAGGAUUGAAUAUGCAUGAGACGACGACUCAGGUCAUGUUGUGUCACCGUGUCCUGCGGACCAUUCAGACCAUAGCCACAGAGAGCAUUGUUAUGACCCGACAGACUUGGGAAGCACUUCUCAAGUUUCUUCUGGCAGUCAACGACACCAUCCUAGCACCGCCCUUAGAACCAGGAGCAUUGUCUAUGGUGCCCAUUCCAGACAGCCUGGCAGAGCAACUCUGCGAGCGUCUUCUUAGUGUGCUCUUCGAGAUAUGGCUGCUGGCAUGCGGUCGCUGCUUUCCGUCACCCACAUUGUGGCGGACGCUGACGACCAUGUGUGCAACGUGGCGACAUCAUGCCGCAACAGUGGAGCAGUGGAAUAGAAUCAACAAGGUGCUUACGUCGAGAUUACUCAAGAUUCUGUAUGGACCAGAGUUUCCAACGCUCGUCAUUGCUGAAGAAGACUCUCUGAUCAUCCCCGUGGAGUUGGACAACGACGGCAUCGCGCAGACCUGGUUCCGCUUCCUCCACCUCCUGGGUAACCCCGUUGACCUCUGCAGGCCAAAGGUCAUCAGCUGUACUCCAAAGUUCCUAUCAGCAGCCGUGUCCUACCAGCCUGCCAUGGAGCCUCAUCAGUUUGCUUGCCUGCAAGCUCUGCCACACAUCUUCUUGAAGGCUAUGCGAGGAGUGUCUGUCGUCAUCGAUGCUUUCCUUGGUAUAUCAACCUACACGAGUACACCCACUGAUCCACAUGGUGCCCGAACGCCCACUCACCCAACCGGCGACACGCCCCCUCAAGGGCGUAAAAUCAGCAGGAAAGAGCAGAUGUCUACCAAACCAACCAAGGAGAAAGUGACGUCAAGUCACCCACCGCCGUUGUCGUCCCAGGCCUCAUGCGCAUCGUUCUGUACCGAGGAUACUGGCAGCGGGCGGAGCUUCCCAGCCCCUAAGAGGUCCGAGUGUAACAGCGUCCUCCACCUGUUUGGGGCGUGGUUGUUUGAGGCAGCGUUAACCGGUUGUAAGUCCCGCAAAAUUCUCCUGCCAUCCCGGCGGAGAUCUUUAGCUGUCGAUGCCUGCACUAACACAACUAACUUUCCUUUCGGCAAGGCAUUCAAGCGCCAUCAUUCCAUCGCUGUACCUGACGCCUCUCGCGCUGCUCACAUGAGCGAUCUCAGAGGGGUCUCAAUGCAGGAUCCGUUCUCCGCGUCCGUGGCAGCCAACCCUCUCUUUGAUAUGUCAGAGUUUCCCGAUAACUAUGAGGCGGGGAGAGCAGAAGCCUGCGGCAUGCUGUGUCGUAUCUUUACCAGUCGGAAGUCGUGUGAGGAGAUUCAGCAGGCCUACCUGGGACGAUUUUAUGUGGCUUUCAGUCAGGGAGUCCGGGUUGAUGAGGGGCUGAGUGGUCAGGUGCUAUCCAGCAUUCUCUACAACUCAACCAACUUACUGCGCAUUGAUCUGAAAGGAGUGCAGGUACUGAUCCCAGACAUCAUCACAGCUCUACAGAUUGUGCUGCCUGAGAGGGAGAUGAGAUUCCAGUCUCUGGUGUCAAACUAUCAGCUACGUCGGGCAUCCAUUCAUCUAUUGCUGUCCAUGUUGUGUUUGCCUCAUCACUUUAAGGAUCUACCAAUACAAGAUCUGAUGACUGGGAAGGAAAUGAUUACAGAGGAUCUUCUUGGUCGGCCAGAGCUCGUGACGUUUCUCUCCCUCAAACCUAAGCUAGUAGAUCUCAUGAUUACAGCAGUACAGUGUGAAACGGACUCCUACAAUACACAAAUGCUCCUGGGAGCGAUGCAUUUCUGUGUACUGGACUCGGCAAUGUCUGAGGAGAUGGAAGCGAUGCAGGCUGAGAUGGAGCAGCAGAAAAACAUCUUGCAUGAGGAGGAAGAAGAAGAAGAUUCAGAUGAAGUGACAAAUGAGAGAGAGAAGACAAAGAGGGAUAGUGAGAUUGAUGACAAGCGUGCUAGUGGUACUGGGAGUAGGACAUCCUCUCGCAGCUCUUUCACUGGUAGAUCAGAUUCAGCUUGGAUCAUCUUUGUACGCUGCUGUCACUUGGUGUGUCAGAGGCUGAUGUCAGCGUGGAGUACUGAUUACACAGUCGCCUUAGCAGCUCUGGAACUCCUGGCUGGACUAGCUAAAGUCAAGAUCAAGAUACAAGAUUCAUUGGAAUGUAAGCGAGCUGUAAAGUGGAUCUGUGAUCACAUUGUGUACCAGUGUAGCAGACCGUCCAUGUAUCAUUCCAGAGAUCUACAUUCCAUUAUUGUAGCUGCGUUUCACUGUUUGACUGUCUGGCUGAUUGAACAUGAAGAUCUCCUCAAGGAUAAGGAAUGUCUGCAGUGCGUUCUGGAGGUUGUAGAGCUAGGGAUAUCAGGCACAAAGUCACAGCGCAAGGCGUCUGUAGCGCCAGUGUUCAAGCAGGACAAGGAAUUGAAGCCUGCCUCUAUGAGAGUCAAGGAUGCAGCAGAAGGAUUGCUGGCUUGCAUUCUCUAUCAUGUGGGUUGCUUCCCCAACCCCUGUGGUCCAGCCUCCAUAGGAUCACUCCUUGAUGAGGAGUCAUUACUCAAGUACAGCAUGUCUGCUAACAGCCACUACUUGCAGCAGCAACCGACCUUCAGGUACUUUGUACUUGAGAACACCACCCUGGUGGCUGUACUGGAGAGACCACUUACAGAUAACAGUGAUGAGAUAUUGCCAACAGUUACCUCCAUUGUACGGUGCCCUACAGGCCGGCAUGUGUGGACCAUGCAGCUACGACACUGCUCUAAGAAAGAUAAGACGGACACGUCAUUCCGUCUGACGACCAUCAACAGACCGGAACCAGAUGACAAUGUGGGCACUCACCAUGAAAUCACCUCACGUCACUUCCCAGAAACUGUGGAUAAAAUUCCUCUCACUCAAGCUGAUCAGAGCAUCCCAUCCUUAGAAGACAUUGAAUCCGACGUGACAAGAUCAGACCACCAGAAACUAGAGCAUCUGAUUGAUGAGCAGACAGAGUAUGAGAAGUUCGUCUGUGAGACAGCGAGGGAGGAGAUUGAGCGAGGGGGCUUCCCCAAUGCGCGGACGGAAUGCAAGCCACCCAAUCCAUGUCGUGAGUUCAGCUCGGCCAGACUCAUUCUAUCUCACAUGGGAUACCUGAGUCUAGACUCUCUCAAGGAGACUUCAAACACCCCAAUCCCACCUGCAGUAGUUGCACUUGAUAGCACCCUUGGUAGUUUUGCCAGUGAUCUGAACCUUCUAGACGCUAUACCCAGCCGCACGUACGACACUGCAUUCCUCUUCUAUGUGAAGGCGGGACAGUCUAGUGCAGAGGAAAUCAUUCAUAAUGUGACUGACAGAUGUAAUGUGCAGCCACAGUUCUUAGAGUUCUUAGGUCUUCUUGGAUGGCCAGUUGAUGUUCAUAAGCAUGCUGGUUGGACAGGGAAUGUGGCUACGAGCUGGAAAAUGACAUGUGCUAAGGAGAAGGAUGGCACAUCAGAUGAAAGCACAGAAGAUCCUCUAGCACAGUCAUCGGAAUCACAUGGUGGCAGUCUUUAUAACGGAGAAACCCACGUACUAUACCAUGCUGAUGUCAUGUCCGAGAUAGCAUUUGUAGUUCCUAGUCUUAGACAUGCUGGCCAUGGAAACAGAAGGCAUUCAACUGGAGACGCUAUUGAUUCUGAAGAAGUGACCAAGCCAUCCCCGUUGCUUACCCACAAGAGUAGCAAGUCACUCCCUAUGAAUCUACGCUCCUUGACCCUGGAGCUACCCCCAGAGACUGCUCCGCCCAGCACACCACCCCAGGUCAGCCCAAUGAGCUCAUUGGAGAGAGGGAGGAAGUCUGUACACAAGAAGGGGUUAACGGUGGGCCCUGAGAUCAAGGUUUUGAUCGUCUGGUUGGAGACUUUUGAUGACCGAGAAGCUUUCCCUUUGACUGAGCUCCUUGAAGAAACACAAACCGGCCUAGACACCUUAUGCCAAGUGAAGCCUGUCCUUGAACCAGUAGUCGUUCUGAUGUUCAUCCACCCCUUGAAGAGUGGUCUCUUCAGGAUCCACAUGCAUGGCAGACCGAACCAGGCCAUACCAUUAGUGGACGGUAUGGUGGUUAGCCGUAGGUCUCUCGGGACGCUGGUCAGACAGACAGCCAUUAAUGCUUGCCAUAGGAAACGAAUGGAGACAGACUCGUAUUCUCCACCCCAUGUGAAGAGGAGACAAAAGAUACAGGAUAUGGCUUAUAAGUAUCGCAGUCGCCUCUCAGUGCCGGAGUUCUACACUGCGCUGUUUGCUGACAGUAACAAAUGAUUUAACCAACACAAGAGUUAUAGGUUUUGUGCCAUUGCAUGGCGAGGUAGCAAAGUGUAUUUUGGCUUGGGUAAUACCAUGUGAUGUAUCAAUUUUGCUGGGUCAGUCCCCUAGUGGAAACAUUGAAACCUAAAAUUUACCCUCUGUGUGGCAGUGAUGUUAACCCUCUAAUGCACCUCUUAUUUUAGUGAUAAAUUUAUCAUGAAGACAAGUUUGAUGUAUAUUCAGUUUUGUUUUUCAAAUGUCAACCCCCCCCCCCAAAAAAAAAAA
Messenger RNA from Asterias rubens (European starfish), 5042 nucleotides. RefSeq names its product ral GTPase-activating protein subunit beta-like. The coding region runs from base 93 to 4772 and encodes 1559 amino acids. The record is from RefSeq and is a predicted model, not a curated record. Gene Ontology annotation, biological process: activation of GTPase activity; regulation of small GTPase mediated signal transduction. Gene Ontology annotation, molecular function: GTPase activator activity. The transcript is spliced from 26 exons. NCBI's taxonomy places the organism in Eukaryota, Metazoa, Echinodermata, Asteroidea, Forcipulatida, Asteriidae.